AUGUGGGCCGUGUUGGCGCUGUUCCUGGCCGUUCUGGCCAGGCCUGCCGCGGCCACCUCGUUUGAGACAGCCACGGUCGAUGGCGUUUUCAACAUUACGUCGGAGUGGGAGGGCGGCUUUUGCGGCUCGCUUAUGACGCGCAACCCGGGCGGCAACCCCAGCAGCAGCUGGGCUGGCCUGUUCACCUUCUCCGGCGGCGUGCUCACGACGGGCCCCAACGGGAAUGGCGUGUCUGAGCAGCUGGGCCCCACCCAGUGGACCUUCCUCCCCAACGACCCCGCCCAGGCAUGUGUUAUGGCCAUCUUCCCGCAGUCCACUGUGAUGGUGACCUUCUGCUGCGACACCAUGGACCCCACCCAGGUCAAGGCUACCUUCCGUGUCAUUUAUUCGUACGACUUCCGCGGCCCCUCCCCGCCCUCGCCGCUGAUGCCGCCCCCCAAGCCCUCAUCGCCGCCCGCGGCACUCACAGUGGCGCCAGCCCCCGCUCCCGCAGCCGAGGAGGCUGUGCCAGCAGCUGCAGCCCCGGCUCCCAGCAGUUUUGUUGUCCAGGAGGACAGCGUAGCAACUGAGCAGGUGGCCAUGACCAGCACAACCCAGGAGCAGCCUGCGGCAACGGUGGAGGCCGACCCUGGCGCCCCGACAAACGGCGCUGGUGCCACCCGGAGGCGGCUGCGCGAGGAGAACAGGCAGCGGAGCUUGGAGGCGCUGAACCAGGCGCAAGCGCGCAGCGCGCCAGCUGCUUCCCUGAACACUCUAGAUUCAAAUGCGGCAUCAGGCGGCGGCGGCGGCAGCACGUCGGCUGCCUGCGGCGCGGAGCCGCUGAGCGUGGAGGAGGAGGGGGAGCUGCUGAAGUACUACAGCUCCCGCCUGCAGCACAUCUGCCGCGAGCUGCGCCUGCCGCGCCGCGUGCCGGGCGCCGCGGUCGCCUACCUCAAGCGCAUCUACCUGGCGCACAGCUGCCUGGAGCAGGACCCGCAGCAGCUGCUGCUCACCUGCCUGUACCUGGCCUGCAAGGCGAAGGAGCAUUACAUCUCGGCUGCUGAGCUGGGCCGCCUGACGGGCGCCCCCGCCGAGGUCAUCCUGCGGACAGAGCUGACCGCGCUGCAGGCGUUGAAGUUUGAUCUGAUCACCUACUCUCCCUACAAGGCGAUAGAGGGAUUCAUAGAGGACAUCAAGGAUGCGGCGGCGGCAGCAGCAGAAGGCGGCGGCGAUGGUGACGCGGUGGCGGCGGCGGCGGGGCUGGAUGCAGGCAUGGCGGGCCUGUCAGAGGAGCAGGUGUCCAAGGCCAAGCAGGCGGCGAUGAGUGCGGCAGAUGCGCUGAUGAUGAGCGAUGCGCCACUGCUGCACACGCCCGGGCGCCUGGCGCUGGCGGCGCUGCGCAGUGGGUUCAGCAAGCUGGGCAUCAAGCUGCAGCGCUAUGUGCAGCGGGUAGCGCAGCGCAGCAGCGGCGGCGGAGAAGGUGGCGACGCCCCUCAGCAGCAGCUGCAGCAGCUGCAGGCGGCGCUAGCAGAGCUGGACCAGCUUGGGGCCCAGGGCGCCAAGGCGGUGGAUCAGGCUCGCGUGGUGGCGCUGAACCAGCGGCUCAAGUCCUGCCGCAUGCUGCUGAUGGAGGGGUCUGGGCAGGCGGGAGCCAAAGCCAAGGCCAAGGCCGGCAAGCAGGCGCACAAGGCAGCCAAGGUGGCAGAGCAGCGCGGUGCAGCAGGGGCGACGCUCGACGUACAGGCCAUGCCUGCCUCCGACGGCGGCGGAGAGCAGCCGGCCGCCAAGCGGUGGAAGCAGGCCGACUGA
Chlorella variabilis is the source of this 1788-nucleotide messenger RNA. RefSeq lists its product as hypothetical. The transcript has 11 exons. Bases 1 to 1788 code for a protein of 595 amino acids. Gene Ontology annotation, biological process: regulation of transcription by RNA polymerase II; regulation of cyclin-dependent protein serine/threonine kinase activity. The record is from RefSeq and is a predicted model, not a curated record. Gene Ontology annotation, molecular function: hydrolase activity, hydrolyzing O-glycosyl compounds; cyclin-dependent protein serine/threonine kinase regulator activity; polysaccharide binding. Gene Ontology annotation, cellular component: transcription factor TFIIK complex; nucleus. NCBI's taxonomy places the organism in Eukaryota, Viridiplantae, Chlorophyta, Trebouxiophyceae, Chlorellales, Chlorellaceae.